GCAGGUGGGCAGGCGCAGAGGAAAAGCUUUUUCUAAUGUCUGGCUGAGACACAAACGGAGGCAAGAGAAGCUCAAAUUGGACAUUUUGUGGAUUAUUCCUGCAACAAAAGGAAUUACUGGACUCUGGGUCAUGAUUCACCGCUGAAUGGAGAAAUUUCAACCUUCCUUUUGGGGUUUUUUAUCAAGUAAACGACAUCAUUUCCACCAGUUUGGUCUCACUUUGCUCUUAAAUAUGACUUUUUAUUUUGGUCGUCUUUGAAAAAACAGAAAAAGAGACACGUCUGUAUCUGUUGGUGGGAUUCCGGCCUGUCAGCUAUUUUGGUUCCUGUCUUGCUUUCACUGUUUUGUGAAAGGAGAUGUAAGAAGGAAGGAAGAGGGGAGGGAGAGAGAGAGAGAGAGAGAGAGAGAGAGAGAGAGAGAAGCGACACCGAAGCGACACCGAAAGAGGACGGUCAGAGAGACGUCUACAGAGCGAGCGUCUCCGAGAGAGUCAGAAGGGUUCAGAGGACGCUGAGAAGAGUACACGUGACUCUCUCCCUGUGUUUGGUCCCAGAAGAAGAGAAAAGGCAUCAUGGUUCGGUGGUUCCACAGAGACAUCACAGGCCUGCAGGCCGAGGAGAUGCUGAAGAUUCGGGGGAUUCACGGCAGCUUUCUGGCUCGACCCAGCAAGAAAAUCGCCGGAGAUUUCUCCCUCUCUGUCAGGGUGGGCGAGCAGGUGACCCACAUCCGGAUCCAGAACACGGGGGAUUACUACGACCUGUACGGCGGGGAGAAGUUCGCCACGCUGUCCGAGCUGGUGGAGUAUUACACGCAGGAGAACGGCAUCCUGCAGGACAAGGACUGCACCCUGAUCGAGCUCAAAUACCCUCUGAACUGCUCCGACCCCACCACUGAGAGGUGGUACCACGGUCACCUCUCAGGGCCCAAUGCAGAGAAGCUGCUGUGUGUGCGGGACGACCCGGGGACCUUCCUGGUGAGAGAGUCUCUGUCCAAACCUGGAGACUUCGUCCUGUCGGUGCUGACGGAGGAGACGAGCAAGACGGGGGCCAAGAGGGUGUCCCACAUCAAGAUCAUGUGUCAGAACGACAGGUACACAGUGGGCGGUUCAGAGAUGUUCGACACGCUCACAGACCUGGUGGAGUUUUACAAACGUAAAGGCAUCGAGGAGAUCUCCGGGAACUGGGUGCAUCUCAAACAGCCGUAUUUCUCCACCCGGUUGAACGCGGCAGACAUCGACAGCCGGGUGAGGCAGCUGGACCUGACGCAGCAGCCGCAGGAGGGCGAGGGCGAGAAGACCAAGGCCGGAUUCUGGGAGGAGUUUGACGCUCUUCAAAAGCUCGAGGCGAAGGUGAAGAAGAGCCGAGAGGAGGGUCAGAGGCCAGAAAACAAGAGCAAAAACAGAUACAAGAAUAUUCUUCCCUUCAACGAGACCCGGGUCGCCCUGCAGGACACGGACCCCGAGGUCGUGGGUUCCGAUUACAUCAACGCCAACUACGUGAAAAACAAACUGUCGGACAAACUGUCGGAGAGCGGCGAACCUAAAGUUUACAUCGCCACCCAGGGUUGCCUGGCAACAACUGUCAACGAUUUCUGGCAGAUGGUGUGGCAGGAGAACAGCAGGGUGAUCGUCAUGACGACACGAGAGGUCGAGAAAGGCCGGAAUAAAUGUGUGCCGUAUUGGCCCGACCUUCAAAGCUCUAAGGACUACGGCCCCUUCGUGGUGACCUUGACUUCAGAGAGAGAAGCGACAGAUUACAAGAUCAGAGUUUUGGAGAUCGCUCUUGUGAACAAGCCGAAAGUUUCCCGCACCAUCUGGCACUACCAGUACAUGAGCUGGCCGGACCACGGCGUCCCUCAGGAGCCCGGCGGCGUCCUCAGUUUCCUCGGUCAGGUGAACUCCAAACAGGAAGUCUACCCCGACGCUGGACCCAUGGUCAUCCACUGCAGUGCUGGAAUUGGUCGAACGGGCACGAUUGUAGUGAUCGACAUGAUCCUCAUGACCAUCGACACUACAGGUUUGGACUGUGAACUUGACAUCCCAAAAUACAUCCAGAUGGUGCGAGAGCAGCGCUCAGGCAUGGUGCAGACGGAGGCCCAGUACAAGUUCAUCUACCUGGCUGUGUCUGAGUACAUUCAGACCACCAAGGCCAAAGACUGUGCCUCCAUGGAAACUGAGACAGAGUAUGGAAAUCUGCAACUCACCAAACACCAACCAGCGAGCAGGAAGGUCUCAAAAAACAAGGAGGAGCUUUACGAGAAUCUGUCCAAAGGAAAGAAGGAUGUGAAGAAGUCAAAGUCGGACAAGAAAUGCGGCUCCGUGAAGAAGAGAUAGAAAAAGGUUUUAUUAAUGUCAUGUUGUUGUAUUUAUGCAGGCACUCUUUUGGUAAAGGAUUUAUAUUUUAAUAAAGACAAAAUAAAAAGAAUUUGUGAAAUUAGAGACAAGAUAAGCAGCGUUUACAUUUGGUGUGUGACAUGAAUGCUUUGUCGAGAAUAAAGUCAUGUGUGAGCAAUU
Trematomus bernacchii (emerald rockcod) is the source of this 2512-nucleotide messenger RNA. It is a transcript of the gene ptpn6, whose product is annotated as protein tyrosine phosphatase non-receptor type 6. Gene Ontology annotation, biological process: protein dephosphorylation. The coding region runs from base 572 to 2332 and encodes 586 amino acids. Lineage: Eukaryota; Metazoa; Chordata; Actinopteri; Perciformes; Nototheniidae. The transcript is spliced from 16 exons. Gene Ontology annotation, molecular function: protein tyrosine phosphatase activity. The record is from RefSeq and is a predicted model, not a curated record.